CUCAAUAAUUCUCGAGCUGGCCUUACUGUGCAAUUUUGUUGUUGUUUCUGGUACAAAUCUAGAGUAAUACAGAUGUUCUGGUAGAAUUGUUGAUGUUUUUAACCUUUUGUAAGCAAAAGGUGUUGCUCCAUUUUACUGAUGUGUUCAAGUCCUGUUGUAGAAUAGUGUGAUCUUUGCUAGUGGUUAUUGGUCUGUAAGUUACGCAGUCAUCAGCAAAGAGUCUUACCGGUCAGCUAUGGAGUUUGGUGUGAACAUGACUGAAGAGACAUUUCAUUGGAAGAAGCCUAUGGAGUUGUUCCAGGAAAAAACAUUAGUGAAAAUCUGUGCCCCUAUGGUGAGAUAUUCCAAGUUACCAUUCAGGAUGUUGGUUAGAAAGUACGAUUGUGAUCUGGCAUUUACUCCAAUGAUUAUCGCUAACUCGUUUGUCCAGUCGUUGAAGGCAAGAGAUAAUGAAUUCACAACUUGCAAAGAGGAUCGCCCACUGAUAGUUCAGUUUGCUGCUAAUAAUGACCUAGACUUUGGUGAUGCUGCUACCAUCGUCUCACCUUUUGCAGAUGGGGUAGAUCUCAACUGCGGUUGUCCGCAAAGAUGGGCUCUACAGGAAGGGUAUGGAGCAUGCUUGAUUACAAAGCCAGAUCUUGUACACAGUAUGGUAUCACAGGCAAGGAAUAGAGUGGAUAAUCCAGAUUUUACAGUGUCUAUAAAAAUCAGAAUACACAAUGAUAUCAGGAAAACUGUGAACUUAUGUAAGAGCAUGGAAGCAGCUGGUGUUUCCUGGAUAUCUGUACAUGGUCGCACAAAGGAACAGAGGAACCAGCCUGUCAAUCUAGAAGCAGUCAAACUAAUACAGGAAAAUGUUGGGAUACCAGUCAUUGCCAAUGGUGACAUUAAAUCCAUGGAAGAUGCUAAAAAUGUUCAAGAAUUGACAGGAGUUAAAGGAGUGAUGUGUGCUCGUGGAGUGUUACAGAACCCUGCCAUGUUUGCUGGCUUUGACAAUACACCUUUACAAUGUAUACAGGACAUGGUGGAUAUAUCAUUAAAGCUGGGUUUACCACACACCACAUUUCACCAUCAUUUAAUGUACAUGUGUGAAAGAAUUAUGUCAAAAGCAGAGAGGCGUAUUUUCAACACGUUACCAAGUACACCUGCAGUAUUAGAUUACCUGCAGGAAAAUUAUGGUGUGACAUACGAAAAGGGAUGAAAUUCCAGAAGUUAAUUAAUGGAAUUAUGCUUUGACAGGACAGAUUGUUUGAGGAGUGUGAUAUCAAAAACUAGAAGCAGACUGACUGGUCAGCUCCUGUUUCAUCAGCUAGGGAAUUAAGAGACAGGACAAGGAUUUUGAAUUCAGAUACUAGUUUUGUGAAAAGUUAAGUGUUAUUAUAAGCAGAAGUAAUUUUGAGCCAGUGUAUCAAUAAAUCUAGAAAUAUCA
Mercenaria mercenaria is the source of this 1429-nucleotide messenger RNA. Its product is annotated as tRNA-dihydrouridine(20a/20b) synthase [NAD(P)+]-like. Gene Ontology annotation, molecular function: tRNA dihydrouridine synthase activity; flavin adenine dinucleotide binding. NCBI's taxonomy places the organism in Eukaryota, Metazoa, Mollusca, Bivalvia, Venerida, Veneridae. The coding region runs from base 236 to 1201 and encodes 321 amino acids. The record is from RefSeq and is a predicted model, not a curated record. Gene Ontology annotation, biological process: tRNA processing. The transcript is spliced from 10 exons.